AUGAUAAUAGUCCAUCAUGAUGGUUCAAAAUUUAAUACAUCAGGUUUAGGAAGAAGUGAUGAAUUUAAAGAAUAUUUGUUAAAAGAGAUAGCCAUCCUCAAAUUAGAAAACGAUAGAUAUAGAAAUCAAAGUUUUGGGUAUGAAAGAAAAAGAAAACCAUUGUCAGAAGAUGCAAAAUUUGUAGGAAGUUUUUCAAUGGGUUUUGAAAAAACAUGGGAUUUAUUCGAAUUCCAAUUUAGAUAUCAUUUUGGUCCACGUUUUGAUAAUUCAGAUUUAAUUUCAAGUUUAAAAGGUGACGCAUUAAUUUAUUUACAAAGAACAGAUCCAAAUGGAAAUAAGACCGCAGAAGAGAAUUUAGUACAGUUGAGAAAACAUUAUCAAGAUCUCCCUACUACAUUAUUACUUAAAUUUAGUGAAUUUACCAGGACGGGCAAAUUCGAAUCAUUAGAACGUUUAUUAUUAGUCUUCGAUACAGUUCGUACGAGAGCAAAAUUAUCAGAUGAUGCUGCAAUAGUCACUCUUAAGACAGCCCUGGGUAUGAAUUUCUCAAAAGCUUUAAUGGUAGAUAUUUCAGAUUUAGAAGGUUAUACAUCAUUUCAGAAAUUUAGUGAAAAAAUCGUUCGUCUCGAAAAGAAUUAUCAAUUAACAAUGGAUAGCAAUAAUAAUAAUAUUCAAACAUCAUCAACUCAUAAUAAUAAUAGUAAUAAAGAUAAUCAACAAUCACCAUUAGAUAAUAAUAAUAAUCAUAAUGAUAAUAACAAAAGUAGAAAUAAUAAUAAUAAAAGUAAAGUUAAGGAUAUUGUAAAAUUUAAUAAAUAUAGUAUAGAAUUAUUAGAAAAGAUCGAUUUUAGUCCACAGCCAUAUCAAAAAGAAAUAGUAACACUUCCAAGACCAGAUAUAGAUUUUAAAGUAGCUCAAGAUAGUUCAAUUAUUUUAACACCUCAACAAGCAAAAUUCGUUCAAUUAAAGAAAAAUUAUACAGAGAUUAUUCCAGAAAAGUUAAAGAAAGAAAGUCUAGCAAAAGAAAUAUAUCAUAGUAUCCCAUUCAUAGACGGUACAGAAGAAUCAAAACUUCAUCAAGCACCAUAUCCAGUUUCAGCUGUUAUUAAUUAUCAUUUAAUAAGUAACUUCCGUAAGAAAAAUAAAGUAACGAAGAAGAUGGGUACUCAAAGGUUAAAACAAAGCAAAGUUAGAACAAAAUUA
Molecule: messenger RNA, 1203 nt
Organism: Dictyostelium purpureum
Lineage: Eukaryota; Evosea; Eumycetozoa; Dictyosteliales; Dictyosteliaceae
Exons: 2
Source: RefSeq, a predicted model, not a curated record